GUAUUACUACUAGUAGUAGUAAUAUAUUUUUUAUCUCUUAAGCUUUGAAUGAGUUUGUAACGCAAGCCCAACCAAGAUGUCUUUGAUAUUUGUAUCGAAUUUACCAAAGGAGGAUUCGAUCGAAUUUAUUCAGGAAUUUCUUGAGGCCUCGUUUCCUUCCCGGACAUCCAUCAGAAUACUGCGCAGUGGGCAGGGACACAAGGGACACGCGUACGUUCACUUCAGCGACGAGAGGGCGGCGCAGACGGCCGCUGAGCCGUACACCGUUGUGCAUAGGAGUGGGACUGGUAAAGAGUCAGUCACGCCAUUAAUAUACAAAGACGGCCGAACGGAGCUGCGACUUCGAGUUUGCGGGGACCGAGGUGUGCUGAAAAACGAGAAUGUAGAUGAAGGAACACGGCCUCCUGUGCCCUUUUCCACACCCAACGCUCUUAUCGCCGCAAUAGAGGGUAUGCCUUUACCUCCCCAUUGUGCGGAUAUUGUGACAUACAAGCGGUGCCGCUAUGUUCUCGCACCAUCUUCUGAUAAAGAGGAGAGUAUUGUCAAGGAAGAUAAUAAGAAUCACCUUUUGAUGAUGCAUCGGAUUACCACAGUAGAGGAAGAUUUAUACCCCGCAAAGAUUUGCGUUGCCCUUGUGUCUGAUGACGAAGAAAAUAAACCUGAGGAAGGUCACUUCAUCGAUGUUUCGGUUUCCCGUUGUGGUCCGCCAUCGCUGAAGGCGCUGAUUAGACCAGCAUGUGGGCUCAGGGAGCAAAUUCGGUUCAGUGAAGGGUGGUGUGUAGAAAAAGAUCAACCACGAAGACCGAGACAUGAAGUUGAUGCCGAAGAAGCAGAAUCGAUCUUAGACACGAGUGGGGGAUACUUUCAGGGAAACGAGCACGCACCUCAACCGAAGCCGGAAUUAGAGUCGGAGAUGAAGUGCAUGCAGGGCUGUAGUUGGUUAUCGCCCUCAGAAACGCUCGAUGAAUUACGAUCAUUUUUUGAUGGGGAGGGACGUGUGGCGGUCAAGGAUAGAUAUGGGUCUGUCACGGUGAUGAACCUUCCAGCAUAUGUUGCGUCAUUAGAGUAAGAGGCCUAUAGUGUUCAUUCUUCCCCCCUCCCCCCCCUCCCUUUGCAACGCACAUAAGGAAAAACGUUCAGAGGAAAUAA
Molecule: messenger RNA, 1149 nt
Organism: Phytomonas sp. Hart1
Lineage: Eukaryota; Euglenozoa; Kinetoplastea; Trypanosomatida; Trypanosomatidae
Source: the annotation of a GenBank genome assembly